UAACAAGAAGAAUUGACUUCCUUAUCUGCAGAGCCGGCUCUGGUCUCUUGAAGCAGAUGCGAAGUAAAAGUCUCCCCGAAUGAGAAAGAAUACACGGAAUCAGCAGUGAAUUGCAGUGACCUUUCAGAUAAAGCACCUGUUCGACUUUGUCCUCUCUCAGGCCCGGCGGUGGCGUCUCAGCUGGGCAGGUGUCCUGUCCUUUCCUGUCACCUGUCAGUCUUCCUCUUCCUCGUGGUCCAUUCAGCAACAUCAUUGCUGCUCUGGGUGGUUGCAUGUGGUUGUUUGCCUGCAAGCAGAGACUCAGAGCCUUGGGGCACUGAGGUCUGCUAGUUCCAUCUGUUCAUCUGGAACCUGGAUCUAAGGAGGGAAGAGGCUUUAUCCCUGCUGGCAUAGUCAGGUACCAGCCCAGCCAGGUAUUGAACAAGUUGGGCUUUUAAUGAUGGUUCCUGCUGACCUGGAAACAUCUUAAGUGGAAGAAAUUAUCUACUUGCAGCUGUGGAGAAUUUAUCUGGUGAAACCUCAGAAAAAAGAUAUGCUUUUGUCUUAAAUGCAUGUCAGCGGCUGCAGCAGAACCCGGUGAAAACACCCCCGGGUGGCACAAGGCUCUGUGAGCUGUAACUCCGACAAACGCACAACCUCUUGAGGCUUUCUUCUUCUAAGGAGUAUGACACAGUUAAAAAGGAAAAAAGAGCCACAAGCAAAACAGUCGCCAGUGAACUAGGAGAGGGAGCUCUCUAAACAAGGCUGGCUGCAGCUGGCCUCCGCUGCUCAUCUGCAGGGCGCGAGCGCUUGGUCCAUGGAGUGAAGCUCUUCCAACCUGGGUCAACGAAAAGGGAGAAGAAAUGGCCCAAGAAGUAGAUCUGAAUGCUCUCAAGGAGUUAGAACGCGAGGCCAUUCUCCAGGUCCUGUACCGAGACCAGGAGGUUCAAAACGCAGAGGAGGAGAGGAUACGGAAACUGAAAAUGCACUUGCAGCAUCUCCGGUGGAAAGGAGCGAAGAGCACGGACCAGGAGUACAAAGAGAAGUGCUGUGCGCGCUGCCAGAGGGUGCUGGGGCUCCUGCUGCACCGGGGCGCCGUGUGUCGGGGCUGCAGCCACCGCGUGUGCGCCCAGUGCCGAGUGUUCCUGAGGGGGACCCAUGCCUGGAAGUGCACGGUGUGCUUCGAGGACAGGAAUGUCAAAAUAAAAACUGGACAAUGGUUCUAUGAGGAACGAGCCAAGAAAUUUCCAACUGGAGGCAAACAUGAGACAGUUGGAGGGCAGCUCUUGCAAUCUUAUCAGAAGCUGAGCAAAAUUUCUGUGGUUCCUCCUACUCCACCUCCUGUCAGUGAGAGCCAGUGCAGCCACAGUCCUGGCAGGUUACAGGAACUUGGUCAGUGUAGAGGAUUUAAUAAGUCCGUGGAAAAUUUGUUUCUGUCUCUUGCUACCCACGUGAAAAAGCUCUCCAAAUCCCAGAAUGACAUGGCCUCUGAGAAGCAUCUUCUUGCCACGGGCUCUGGGCAGUGUGCGGGCCAGACAGAGAGACGGAGCCAGUCUGACACUGCGGUCAACGUCACCACCAGGAAGGUCAGUGCACCAGAUAUUCUGAAACCUCUCAAUCAAGAGGAUCCCAAAUGCUCUACUAACCCUAUUUUGAAGCAACAGAAUCUCCCAUCCAGUCCGGCGCCCAGUGCCGUAUUCUCUGGAGGUUUUAGACAUGGAAGUUUAAUUAGCAUUGAUAGCACCUGUACAGAGAUGGGCAAUUUUGACAAUGCUAAUGUCACUGGAGAAAUAGAAUUUGCCAUUCGUUAUUGCUUCAAAACCCAUUCUUUAGAAAUAUGCAUCGAGGCCUGUAAGAACCUUGCCUAUGGAGAAGAAAAGAAGAAAAAGUGCAAUCCGUAUGUGAAGACCUACCUUCUGCCUGACAGAUCCUCCCAGGGGAAGCGCAAGACUGGAGUCCAAAGGAACACGGUGGACCCGACCUUUCAGGAGACCUUGAAGUAUCAGGUGGCCCCUGCCCAGCUGGUGACCCGGCAGCUGCAGGUCUCCGUGUGGCAUCUGGGCACGCUGGCCCGGAGAGUGUUUCUUGGAGAAGUGAUCAUUCCUCUGGCUGCGUGGGACUUUGAAGACAGCACAACACAGUCCUUCUGCUGGCAUCCGCUCCGGGCCAAGGCAGAGAAAUACGAAGACAGCGUUCCUCAGAGCAACGGAGAGCUCACGGUCCGAGCUAAGCUGCUCCUCCCUUCAGGGCCCAGAAAACUCCAAGAGGCUCAAGGGACAGAUGAGUCGUCACUUAAUGGCCAACUUUGUUUGGUAGUGCUGGGAGCCAAGAAUUUACCUGUGCGGCCAGAUGGCACCUUGAACUCAUUUGUUAAGGGCUGUCUCACUCUGCCAGACCAACAAAAACUGAGACUGAAGUCGCCAGUACUGAAGAAGCAGGCUUGUCCCCAGUGGAAACACUCGUUUGUCUUCAGUGGCGUAACCCCAGCUCAGCUGAGGCAGUCGAGCUUGGAGUUAACCGUGUGGGACCAGGCUCUCCUUGGAAUGAACAACCGCUUGCUUGGGGGAGCCAGGCUUGGUUCAAAGGGAGACACAGCUGGUGGCGGGGAUGCAUGCUCACAACUGAAGCUCCAGUGGCAAAAAGUCCUUUCCAGCCCCAAUCUAUGGACAGACAUGACCCUUGUCCUGCACUGAUAUGAAGGCCUCAAGGUUCCAGGUUGCAGCGGGUGUGAAGCACUGUGCGUCUGCAGAGUGGGGCUACAAACCAGGUGCAGGGUCCCAGCUGGAGACCCUUUGGACCUUGAGCAGUCUCCAUCUGCAGUCCCGUGGCUUAAACACCUACUGGUAUCUGUGUAUAUUUAAGUUAAAUACAACAAUAAUGUAUGUUACCUAAGCCUCUUGUGGGUUAUCUCCGAGAUGCAGAAAAUGGCCAGAUUUCAAUAAACGUUGUUACCGGCA
Molecule: messenger RNA, 2936 nt
Organism: Piliocolobus tephrosceles (Ugandan red Colobus)
Lineage: Eukaryota; Metazoa; Chordata; Mammalia; Primates; Cercopithecidae
Gene: SYTL3
Product: synaptotagmin like 3
Exons: 20
Coding region: 843-2672 (609 amino acids)
Biological process (GO): intracellular protein transport; exocytosis
Cellular component (GO): exocytic vesicle; plasma membrane
Molecular function (GO): neurexin family protein binding; small GTPase binding
Source: RefSeq, a predicted model, not a curated record